Exaiptasia diaphana is the source of this 12460-nucleotide messenger RNA. Its product is annotated as low-density lipoprotein receptor-related protein 2. The record is from RefSeq and is a predicted model, not a curated record. NCBI's taxonomy places the organism in Eukaryota, Metazoa, Cnidaria, Anthozoa, Actiniaria, Aiptasiidae. Gene Ontology annotation, molecular function: protein binding; calcium ion binding.
AUUAUCACUGGACUUAAUGAACCAGAUGGACUUGCAGUUGAUUGGAUGGGUAGAAAUUUAUACUUCAGUGACAGUUCUGCGAAUCGUAUUUGUGUCAGUAAGCUUGACGGCAGCCAUAAAGCUACAUUGAUCUCAACAGACUUGGUAAAACCAAGAGGUCUUGCUGUAGAUCCUAGAGAUGGGUUUCUAUUCUGGACGGACUCAAAGCUUAAUAAUAGAAUAGAACGUGCCAACAUGGAUGGUACAAACCGUACUGUACUUAAAGAUUCAUAUGUUUACGGGGUAAACUCCCUUACAAUAGAUUACACACUCCGAACUAUUUAUUGGAUAGUUUCUCAUUUAGACUUUAUUGCAUCAAUGUCAUAUUAUGGCAGAAAUCACCGUGAAAUUAUUGAAUGGCCAAUGGUUAAUGCACAGCCAUUCGCAAUMARUGUAUUYCAUAACAAUUUGUUCUUCUCCGAUUGGAAAAAACGUGCCAUUGUCAAAGUCAGUAAAUUAAAUGGUAAGAGAACAUUGCUSUUGAGGAGUUUAAUCACACCGAUGGAUAUCAAAGUUUACCAUAGGUCGCGUCAACCAACAGCAUUUAACCCCUGUGCAAAAAAKAACUGUGGMUGCCAGCAUAUAUGUUUGAUAAGUGUCCGGCAAACAUGUACUUGUAAAUGUGAGAUGGGUUACCAACUUGGGCGAGACAACACAUCUUGUGUCAAGAUCAAGGAGUUUCUGCUGUACGCYCGYAGGAAUGAAAUAUGCGGCAUUCCCUUGUCUGKCAACGACAACAGCGAUGUCAUUAAACCAAUACUCAGAAUUGGAAAUGCAGUUGGUUUAGACUACGACGUUCUAGARCAACACAUCUACUUUACUGAUAUCAUACGUGAUAAUAUUAGCAGGAUUUCGUUAACAGGGGAGAAUUCCGAGACUCUAGUGAAAAUUGUGCGUGAUGCCGAUGGUGUUGCAGUAGAUUGGGUGGGUAGAAAUCUUUACUGGAGUAAUUUUGGUUUUCCAAAGAUCUCUGUUAGCAAGCUAAAUGGAUCGUUCAGGAAGACUUUGUUUCGUCACGAUGUGAUCAAUCCACGGGCCAUUGCUCUCUAUCCAGAUCGCGGACUAAUAUUUUGGACUGACUGGGGAAUCCCUGCUAAAAUUGAAACAGCAAACAUGGAUGGAACCAAGCGACGUAUCCUUGUCAAAGGCGGUGGAUUACAAUGGCCGAAUGGGAUCACUGUAGACAGACGGACAGACGAAAUCUUUUGGGCAGACUCUAAGGCAGAUACAAUAGAGUGUGUUUUUCUUAAUGGUACGAAUCGAAGGGUAUUACUAAGACAGCUGCAUCAUCCUUAUGGCAUUGAUGUAUUUAAUGGUUUUAUAUAUUGGUCUGAUUGGACGACUAGAGAUAUAAAAAAGGUUCACAAAGAACGCUUGCAUAAAGUAACUGUGCUCAAGUCUCAUUUGGUGGGCGUGAUGGAAAUCAAGGUGUACAGUCCUAUAAAACAACUUGGAUCAAGCCCUAGCCCUUGUGCUAAUGGCAGAAGUGGUUGUAGUCACCUUUGCCUGCUGAACCCUGCUGGAUUCUCAUGUCACUGUCCGUUUAACAUGACUCUGAGURACAAGGAUAACAAGACAUGUAUACACUGUAAGAAAGGAAUUAUUACUAGUUAUCAUAGAUUAUAUAUCAUCCUAUUAAAGCGGAAAAAACAUAUCUUACUGUAUUUAUCUUCUUUUGUAGCUGUUAUAACGACUUGUCAGCGUGGYCUCUUCCAGUGUCGCKUAAGCAAAGAGUGCAUCUCUCCUMUSAUGAGAUGCGAUGGAAACUACGACUGUUCCAGAAAUAACCUUCCUGAUUUCUCCGAUGAGUUGAAUUGCCUGUCCCARACUAACUGUACGAAAGAUSAGUUUAAAUGUAAUAAUGGACAGUGUGUACCGGACAGCUGGGUUUGUGAUGGUWCCGCUCARUGCUUGGAUAAAUCUGACGAGAAAGACUGUGGCGAUCUUACAUGUCCACCAUUGACGUUCGAUUGCAAUGAUGGACGCUGUAUUCCACGAAUUUGGCGCUGUGAUGGUGAUGUUGACUGUAAAGAUGGCAGCGAUGAGAUGAAUUGUUAUUCCUUAAACUGCACUAGUUCUCYGGRUCAAUUUCGUUGCCAUCAUGGUAGUCGGUGUAUUCAUCGUAGUUGGAUUUGUGAUGGUGAUAAAGACUGUCCACGUGGCUCAGAUGAAAUGAAUUGUCCGACUCUACCUCCUGACAGAUGCGAUAGUGAUGAAUUAUUUCGAUGUAAUAACUCYCGRUGUAUUCGCAAGAAGUUCGAGUGCGAUAGGCAAGAUGACUGUGGAGAUAAUUCAGAUGAACACUCUAGUUGUAAYGCCACYAUUUGUAGCGUGAAUGAAUUCUCCUGUGCYAACARGCAGUGYAUCCCUGUGAACUGGGCUUGUGAUGGAGCGGUGGAUUGUGCCGAUGGCUCUGAUGAGACCAAGUGUGGUUCACCACCUCCAACUACCCGUCCACSGUGUCCAAGUGACAAGUGGCGUUGCCAUGACGGCAUAACAUGCAUCCGCAAAAGUCAAGUUUGUGAUGACAAGGUUGACUGUCUCGAUACGAGCGAUGAAGGACCAGGAUGUGGUAUAUCUGGAUGCCAUGAAAAAAAUGGUGGAUGCUCGCAAGGCUGUAUGAAUAUUCCUGGAGGUGUACAAUGUUUUUGUUAUACGGGGUUUAAGCUGGCUGCUGAUAACACAACGUGCCUUGACGUAGACGAAUGCAAAUUUGUGUCAACAUGCAGUCAGCGGUGUUACAACUUGAAAGGCUCAUUUGCUUGUAGAUGUGUUAAGGGCUACCAACUGAUGAAUGACAGGCGGGGUUGCAAAGCCACAGGUGACAUUGUUCCUUACUUGUACUUUUCGACUCGAAAUGCAAUACAGAAGAUAGAUAUCCCCCUUGGUUUGACCACUACAGUGUAUAUACGUGAUUUGGUUAGUGCUAUUGGGAUAGACUUUGAUUGGAAAGAGCAAAGACUUUACUGGGCUGAUUUAUCAAGACGUACUAUCAGUAGAAGCUUUUUAAAUGGCACUGGUCAAGAGGAUUUAAUCACGGAAGGUCUCCAUACAGUUGAAGGGGUUGCAGUGGACUGGAUCGGACGGCAUUUAUACUGGUCAGAUAUGACAGCAGAUCGGAUUGAGGUCGCAACGCUUGAUGGGAAAUGGCGUAAUAUCUUGGUGUCAGAUGACCUAAAGAAACCCAGAGGACUGGUCGUCGAUCCGAGGGAUGGGUAUUUGUUCUGGACAGAUUGGGGAUCAUCACGCGUUGAACGAUCUUCUUUAGAUGGAACCAACCGAGUGCAAUUGGUCAGCAAAAAUAUCCGGUGGCCUAACGGUUUGACACUGGACUUUGCUAACAGGCGUGUUUAUUGGAUAGAUGCCGCGCAUCUUGUACUUGAGUUCUGUAAUUACGAUGGCAGCAAUCGUCAAGUGGUCGUUAACUAUCAUAACAUCAACCAGCAUCCAUUUGCUCUAACAAUGUUUGAAGACUCGUUGUACUGGACAGACUGGAAAAAGAAUGUAUGGCGUGCCCAUAAAAUGGAUGGUGGAGGUUUGAAAUCUCUCUUCACUGGAUUGCUGAAACCCAUGGAUAUCCAUGUUGUUCAUCCUCUACGACAACCUGAAGGGGUCGCAGUGGACUGGAUCGGACGGCGUUUAUACUGGUCAGACAUGACAGCAGAUCGGAUUGAGGUCGCAACGCUUGAUGGGAAAUGGCGUAAUAUCUUGGUGUCAGAUGACCUAAAGAAACCCAGAGGACUGGUCGUCGAUCCAAGGGAUGGGUAUUUGUUCUGGACAGAUUGGGGAUCAUCACGCGUUGAACGAUCUUCUUUAGAUGGAACCAACAGAAUGCAAUUGGUCAGCAAAAGUAUCCGGUGGCCUAACGGUUUGACUCUGGACUUUGCUAACAGGCGUGUUUAUUGGAUAGAUGCCGCGCAUCUUGUACUUGAGUUCUGUAAUUAUGACGGCAGCAAUCGUCAAGUGGUCGUUAACUAUCAUAACAUCAACCAGCAUCCAUUUGCUCUAACAAUGUUUGAAGACUCGUUGUAUUGGACAGAUUGGAAAAAGAAUGUAUGGCGUGCUCAUAAAAUGGAUGGUGGGGGCUUGAAAUCUCUCUUCACUGGAUUGUUGAAACCCAUGGAUAUCCAUGUUGUUCAUCCUCUACGACAACCGGAAGGUAUUAACUACUGCGCCAAUUCAUCGUGUUCACAUCUGUGUUUACUAAUACCCAAUGGUUAUACUUGUCGAUGUCCAAUUGGAAUGGCGCUACUUGCCGAUAAAACCAACUGUGGAGAUGACUUCAACACCCUUCUAGUAGCGACCAAUCAAGGAGAAGUSCGGGGCAUAUCCUUGGAUCCCAACAAUACAGUAGAYACKAUUAUAUCGRCUUUUCAACUCAGCCAUGCUGUAGCGGUUGAUUUUGACUACGARCUUGGUUUGGUUUAUUGGUCUGAUAUACGUGAAGGCACCAUAUCAAGAGUUUUUAUCAAUGGGUCGUCAAAAGAGACUAUUAUAAGAGACGUUGGGAGUCCUAAACCAGAAGGAAUCGCAGUGGACUGGAUCGCUAARAACAUUUACUGGACAGAUGUCAAUCGCAAACUAAUAGGUGUYGCUAGGGCUGAUGGAUCUUUUCCCAUCAUUCUAAUUAAAAAAAGCAUUUCCAAGCCAAGAGAUAUUGUUGUACAUCCUGUCAAAGGAUUACUGUAUUGGUCUGACUGGGACAAAUCGUCUCCUAGGAUCGAGCAAAGUAGUCUUGAUGGCUCAGCUCGACGUGUGUUCGUUAAAAAGGGUCUUGGAUAUAUUAACGGACUGACCAUUGACUACUCGCAAUCUCAGUUGUAUUGGUGUGAUGCUGGGAAAGAUUCAAUUGAAAGGAUUGGCUUGGAUGGCACUGGAAGGAGAAAACUUUACCGCGAUAAAGAUAUGUUGCGGCACACUUUUGGGAUAUCUCUGUUUGAAAAUACCCUGUAUUGGAGCGAUUGGAUUAAAAAAGGGAUUUUCUCUGGUUCGAAAUUUGGUGGGAGAAAAGAAGAUAUUCAAGUACAUAGAGAAGGCUUGCAAUAUGUUUAUUGUGUGGAAGUAUACUCUAGAAGAAGACAGACUGGUACUAACCUUUGUAAACAAGAUAACGGAGGUUGUGAACAGCUUUGUCUCAUGAAGAACUCCAAUUCUAGACGGUGCGCAUGCUCUAUGGGUUUCAGUCUUGGAAAGGACCAAAAAUCUUGCAAUGCAAUCAACACCUUCUUACUUUAUGCAACGUCGAAAGCAAUUUACGGAACUUCCAUUGACUUCAAGGAUAGCACUUCUGCUAUGAACCCUAUUGCAGGAAUGAGCAACAUCAACUCCAUCGACUUUUUCUAUAACUCAAGCUGGAUCUUUUAUAGCGAUGACCGAAAACGAAAUAUUGGUCGAGUUAAUAGGGAUGGCACAAGGAAGAUGAUAAUCAUAAGCACUGGGCUGAGACGACCACAGGGGAUCGCAGUGGAUUGGGUUGGAAUGAACCUAUACUGGACUGACUCAGGGACAGACCUUAUUGAGGUAAGUCGGCUGAAUGGGUCCAGCCGUCACGUGAUCAUCUCAUCAGGUCUUUCUGAGCCACGAUCGAUCGUAGUUCAUCCAGGAAGAGGACUUCUGUACUGGUCGGACUGGUCACCACCCCGCAUUGAAAGGUCGUCUAUGGAUGGGUCUUUCCGCCAAGUCUUGGUGUGGGGAUCAAAGAUAAGAAGGCCAUCUGGACUCACAAUUGAUUAUGACCAAGAUAUCGUUUACUGGGUUGACUUACGCAGGGAUAGCAUUUGGAAUAUGGACCUUAAUGGGGUUUGUGUAGCUAAUAGAAAAUGUAGUGUCGAUCAAUUCAAAUGCAACCAUGGUCACUGUAUCGACAAGAAAUGGCGAUGUGACACAGAGGUCGACUGCCGUGAUGGWAGUGAUGAACAAGGUUGUCCUCCAAAKACCUGUGCGCCAGGAAAGUUCCAGUGUGCAAACGGUCARUGUAUUAACACUCAWUGGAAGUGCGAUUACAGAGAUGACUGUGGUGAUGGAAGCGAUGAAGYGGGUUGCCCUACAAGACAAUGUGCAGGGAACGAAUUYCGAUGUAACAAUGGUCUUUGUAAGUUGUACGAGGACAUGUGCGAUGGUAACAACGAUUGUGGAGAUUUCAGCGACGAGCAAGGGUGUAAGGAUGUUGUCUGCCCGACAGAUAGAAUAAAGUGUAACACCACAAGCAUCUGUGUGGACAAAAGCUGGCUAUGCGAUGGUCACAAUGAUUGCGGUGAUAACUGGGACGAACGACCAGCGGUCUGCUCCUUGAACAAAUGCGCACCAAAUGAAUUUCAGUGUACCGGAAGUAAUCGAUGUAUACCACGUCAUUGGCUGUGUGAUGGUGAGAGYGACUGCUCUGAUGACAGCGAUGAACCGUCCAGUUGCCAGACAGAGCAAMGGACAUGCGCAGCGAAUUACUUCACCUGCAAAAAUGGUAAGAUGACGUCAAUACCAUUCRAACUUUUCAGACUUGGAGAAUGCGUAUGUGAUUCUCUCCUGAAGGGAAAACGGAGAGAUGGAAAYUGUAUUUCKCAACAAUUUSUCUGUGAUGGUGAUGAUGACUGUGGCGACUCAUCUGAUGAAACUUCGUCGUGUCCAAAACGCAAUUGYACKGGAUUAGAAUUCAAAUGCGUUAAAUCUUCUCGUUGUAUACCGCUGGCCUACAUGUGUGACGGCGACAACGAUUGUGGAGACGGUUCUGAUGAAGCAUCCAGUCUAAACUGCAUGCGACGGACUUGCAGCUCCUCGCAGUUUCGGUGUCUUAAUGGUCUUUGCAUCGACAAGAAAUGGCGUUGCGACUACGAGGAUGAUUGUGGAGACAACUCUGAUGAAAUGUCUUGUGCAAAUCACACAUGCAGCCACGAACAGUUCCAGUGUUCUAGUGGGCACAACUAUGUGUGAAUUUCCCAGGGUCGUUCAAGUGCACAUGCGCGCCUGGAUACGAGCUUGAAUCCACCAAUCGUAGGGAGUGUAAAGCUACUGGAAAAGUAGCUAAACCUUACCUGAUAUUCUCAGAACGAAACCAAAUCCGUUCUAUGGAUAUAAAUGGCUGGUACAAGGACAUCGUCCUGAAUAAUGUCCACCCCUGGGCCCUUGAUUUUGACUAUGAAGGCCAUCGACUUUACUGGACGCAAGUUGGUACGGUACCACGGGUCCUUCGAGCCUAUCUAAACGGUACAGGKUCAGAAGURAUUGUGAAGACUGGACUCAAAUGGCCAGAAACGAUUGCUGUGGACUGGGUGGGAAGAAAUCUGUAUAUCAGUGACUUGRUUCUCAAUAAGAUAUUUGUGACCACUUUGUCUGGGAGAUAUAUGAAGACAUUACUGACACAAGUGAAGGCUAAGGCACUCGUAGUGUAUCCAACGGAAGGAUUUCUCUUCUACACAAACUGGGCAGGCAGACGAUACAUUGGACGMUGUGGUCUCGACGGCUCUUCACCACUUCCUCUUAUACAGGCCAAAAUGUUAAUGCCCUCUGGUCUAACUCUCUGYCACCUGUCCAAGAAACUSUUUUGGGUAGACUCAGUGCUUGACCGUUUGGAGUAUAGCAACCUUGACGGCUCUCACAGAACACAGUUAACAUCCUUUAAAGUCAAAAACCCAUUCAGUAUCGUUGUAUAUGAAGAUAAUAUUUACUGGUCAGAUGCGAGACUUGCAACAAUCAUGCGAUCGUUCAAGUGGACUGGUACGGGACAUCAAAUACUGCAUAAGUCUACAUCRAAACUCUACGACAUCCAGAUUAUUCAUCCAAGUCUUCAACCUCGGCUCGACAAUCCACCAUGUUCCAAACUCGCCUGCAGUGGUCUAUGUUUACUGACACCUAAYGGCGGAGCUAAGUGCGCAUGUUCAGACAACAUGUACCUUGCUAACGACGGAAGAACGUGUUUUGAAAACUGCACCAAUAAYGAGAUGGYKUGUGACAAUUACCGGUGUAUACCGCGGUUGUGGUGGUGCGAUGGAGUCAUUGACUGCACUGAUUCAAGUGAUGAAAAGUCUCAGUGUCCUCAGAGACACUGUCCACCUGGGACUCAGCAAUGCCUCGACGGAAAGACAUGUGUCUCUCCAUUCCAGAUAUGCGAUGGAAAAAACAACUGCCCCACAGGCGGCGACGAGUACGCAUGCUCAGCACGUCAGUGUACAUCAUAUCAAUUCGAAUGUUCGAAUCAUAUUUGCAUUUUCAAAAGUCAAGUAUGUGAUGGAGUCCAUGAUUGUCAAGAUGGUUCAGACGAGCAUUACUGCCCCACUGCUGUUCCCUGUACUUCUAAUCAGUACAAGUGUCCCAGCGGUCGCUGCAUUGAUAAGAGACAGCUAUGCGAUGGUAAUAACGAUUGUGGGGACAAUAUUGACGAAGCGCUCGAUCAUUGCCCCAAAUCAUGUCCCAAGGAGUCCUUUAAAUGCAAAACGAAGUUCCAGUGUAUUCCUCAAACCUGGACYUGUGAUGGAUCUUAUGACUGCAGGGACAAAUCUGAUGAAGAUAAAUCGCUUUGUUCUCGUGACCAUUGUCUUGCUGGAAUGUUUCAUUGUCAAAACAAGAAGUGUGUUCCCAUGGUGUUUCGUUGUGAUCAGGAUGAUGAUUGUGGUGAUGGAUCUGAUGAGUCUCUUUGUAAAACGCAUUCCUGUUUGCCACAUCACUUCAGGUGUAAGAACGGACAUUGUAUUGMUAAAGACUGGGUCUGUAAUGGUCAAAACGAAUGUGGUGACAAUUCUGAUGAGAAAGAMUGUGGUGYAAUCUCAUGUCGCGAGGGACAAAUAAAAUGCMGUAAUGGAGAUUGUAUAGAAAAGGGUUGGAAAUGUGAUGGGGAACGAGACUGCCAAGACGCGUCCGACGAGAAAGGUUGUCCAAGCCGCUAUCCACACGGUCGUGUAUGUCCUCAGUCACAGUUCCAGUGUGUAAAUAACGUAUGUAUCAGUAGAACAUGGAUGUGUGAUGGUGAGGAUGAUUGUGGCGACUUCAGCGACGAGUACAAGAGACUUUGUGAAUACCACAAAUGUUCACCAAAAACCCAGUUCAGGUGCCAUGACUUCCACUGUAUACCAAAAUGGAAGGUGUGCGAUGGAGUAAACGACUGUGGUAAAAACGAAGACGAGACCGAUGACUURUGUCACAAGCCCAUUGUACCGAGAUGCAGCAAAAAUCAAUUCAAAUGUCAAAAUCAUAARUGCAUCGAUGGCGACAUGGUUUGCAACCGACAGGAUAAUUGUGGAGACGCCUCAGACGAAUUACUAUGUCCUAUCAACAAGAACCUGUCAUGCGMAGUCAACAAUGGUGGAUGUUCCCAACAGUGUAGGCUUCUKGGAAGCAAUGUUGUUUGCUCCUGUUGGUCUGGGUUCGAGUUUGAUGCAUCCAACAGGAAGUGUGUUGACGUCAACGAAUGCCUGCUUAGCAACGUGUGUGAACAGCAGUGCAUUAAUACAGUUGGGAGCUAUAAGUGUAGGUGUACUGAUGGGUACUCUCCAUCACCAGACAACAAACGCAGAUGUAAACCGAUGGAAGGUGCACGACAUCGAGCUCGCCGUUCCACCUCACCGACCAUACAAGAUUUGUCUUUGCCGUUGGGCGUAGCUAAUGGGAUUGCCGUAGACUGGAUUGGACGUAAUAUAUUUUGGACAGACUCUAUUCAACGUGUGAUUAAAGUCGCUAGAACUGAUGGACGUUAUCGUCGCACAGUUGUAUCUGCAGGACUGGCUGAUCCUGGGGACAUUAUCGUGGACUCUAAUCGAGGACUGCUGUUUUGGGCUGAUCGAGGACCCGAACCCAAGAUUGAAUCAUCGAAUAUGGAUGGCACCAACCGGACGCCUCUCGUCACAACUAAACUAAUAUGGCCGUCAGGUCUUUGUCUUGAUCAAACUACUCGACAAUUGUACUGGUCAGAUUAUAAAGCAGGACGAGUAGAGAGAAUAGGGCUAGACGGACAUGGAAGAGCAAUGGUUCUCAAUGGCAUCCAAAAACCAUCUUCUAUAAGUGUGUCGGGGUACUAUUUGUACAUUACAACAAACAAUCAAAUUGUACAAGUAGACAAGUUUGGAUAUAAUAAAAGUGUCACUCUACUUGAUGGUCUUCAAAGGGUUUCUAGUUUAAGGGUACAACAGAAAGAACAUCAAGUGACUUCACCAGGAGCUCCAUGUGCCAAGAAUAACGGUAACUGCACAUACCUAUGUCUGACUACGUCUACUGGAUACGUUUGCGCAUGCCCUGAUGGUGACGUUAAUAGCACUGAACCAUGCUCCUCAGGUGUUGUGAAGCCACUUUCCCCUCCUGCUUGCUCUCUUGUUGCUUGUGGAUAUGGAACAUGUCUUGAGGCCGAUGGCAAGGCCAUUUGCAUAUGUCCUUCAGGAUUUACAGGUCCAUACUGCACUACACCUUUAUCCAGCCCGUCGCCGUCGCCAAGAUCUCAUCCUUGUCUUACUUUAUCAUGUUAUAACGGUGGAAUCUGCAGUGUUAAGGAUGGACGGCCGCACUGCCGGUGUCCACAGGGAACGGCUGGGAUAAGCUGUGAGGAAUCCUGCUCCACCUUUCAGUGUGGUAAGGGUGGACGUUGUGAGACUUCAGACAACACCAUUUAUUGCAGAUGUAAGUCCGGCUAUCGGUACACAACCGGUCCAGGAUGUGACCAUGAUCCUUGUGUCAACUUCACCAAAUGCGGACAAAAUGGACAGUGUUAUGUUAAUGGGUCUUCUAAUAAGCCAUACUGCAGRUGCGCAGACGAAUCGAUAGCUGUGUCUUGUGGAAGCCCCAGUGUCCUUGGUCAAAACGAUACACCAGAUAACGUUCUUCCUAAGAUACUCAUCCCAGUUGUCAUGACACUUCUCGUGGCGCUCACUGUUACACUAUUAUUGUGUUGUAGACAGCGUGGAACUUACACCACAACAUAUCAUCAUCAACAGCUCUCCUUGCUGACCAUGAAUUCAUUUCCGAUUUUUCUUGGCACAACGUUGACUUCAUCAAUCCCAUGUACGAAGCGUUGUACGAACAGGGACACAGUCAUGACGUGUUAUUCCGAGGAGACAGCACUCCAAACAUSAACGGAAACGCCUCRCUAAAUCGUGAAUCUUAUGCGUGAURCGAAAUCCUGCAUGGAAUUCCAAAGUAAUAAAUUUUCUUAYGUUCCUCUAAUGAACAAUAAUGCCUUACGUCACGUGAAUUCCAUCUCUAUAGCUAUAAAACUACUGCAUCAGUGGUUCAAUGCAAGCGUCCAUACUUUCUCUAUAGACACUAGAGGCUGAUAGGUUUUACGAAUCACCGCCUCUAGUAAAGUAAUCUUAUUAGGACUUCACAGUUCCAUUUAGAGUGAGUUCAUUAAACCUGUUAAACAAAAUCUGACUAUUAAAKUGUGAUAGUCAAAUMGAMACAAAAGAAMACAAUGUAAUUAGAGMGUACUAGGKUGUAUUAGUGUAAAAUCUGUUUCACGGGUUUAAUGACGACACUCUAGUAUUUUGCUGGUUGAAUACAACAAUUCUUUAUAGUGUUCUCCUGAAAUCGGAACCACUUCAACAAAUUAGUGAUUAUUAACCARUCACAUUGCAGCCUUGAGCUCAACRGAUUARGUAUUUUGAAAAAGCMAAUCAMWAAUAGAGAACAUGUGGGARCACUGUGAUCUGAUUGGAUGACGGUUUUAUCAACUCUGUCACUUUCUUAAGUACUGUUAUUUGAUUGGUCAGGUUUACUCAAGUGGCCAGACAGUAAAAUAUAGAACAGAAUCAKAUCAUAGCCCUCCCGAAAUCGUAUUGUCUAUCAAUUUGAAAUUUGACUGGCCUAUUUUCAUUCUUAAAGAGCUUUGGGUCAAACGCUCAAAUUUGAUUGGUCAAUAACAAUGAUUUGUAGCUCCGAUUGUAGGUUUUGUGUUAAUAGUUCUCUAAAUUGUGUUAAUAGUUACUCUAAAAACGUUUAUAUUUAUGAAAAUAUUCUCAAAUGGACAGUAAAUAGUAUACACUCUACUCUCGGCAACAGUAGGCAAUAUGAAGCGGCACAUCGACUAAAGCAUGAUGGGAAAUGCAUUUCUUACACUUGACUCCCUUUUUUUGUAGUUUCAUUGCAUUGUAUUAUUGUAUUGAAAUUCGUUGCGUGUAGAAAACUUAGUGCAAGAAUUAGACAUUUCCUAUCACUCUGUUCUAGAAAAUUAUGUCUUUUCGCAUUGUCCGUGUAACUUCCAGAGCGUAUGUACUACGAUAUUUGACCCGGCUAUGAGAGUCGAGUGCCUGGAUAUCCGAUGGCCUGGAGAGAUAAAAACAAAAACAAGAUAAGAAAGUGAAAAAGAAAAAAAACGAAAAAAUGAAACGGAAAGGAAAAAAAAUUACCUGUUCGCAUAUGUUAGUAUAAGUUAUAUUUAAAGGAAUAUAUUAUUAUAAAAUACCGAAUGUAACUAAAUAGGAGCUAUAAAUAUAUUAUUUAGUGAAACGUC